AGGCGGGGCGCAGGUGCAGCGCGCAUGCGCUCUCCCAGUCCGGCGGUUGGGAUCAGGAAACCGGAGUGCGCAGGAGGGCAGAAGUGCGCAGGUACCGCAGUUCCUCGCCGGCGUCGGGAAGGCGUUGCCCAAUGGAGACUUUGUUUGCCGACUCUGUCCGAGCCCCUUCGCCCUUCCCCACUUCCGCUUCCGGCGCGCCGCUGUAGUUCCAAGAUGGUGUCGUCGGUGUUCGGGUCUCGGGUGUCGGGGCUGCUGGGCCGGGCCCUCCCACGGGUGGGGCGGCCCAUGUCGAGUGGCGCCCAUGGCGAGGAGGGUUCAGCUCGCAUGUGGAAGGCCCUCACCUACUUCGUGGCGCUGCCCGGGGUGGGAGUGAGCAUGCUCAACGUCUUCCUGAAGUCGCAGCACGGAGAGCACGAGAGACCCGAGUUCGUCGCCUACCCUCAUCUCCGCAUCAGGACCAAGCCCUUCCCCUGGGGAGAUGGUAACCAUACCCUCUUCCACAACCCUCAUGUGAACCCACUUCCAACUGGCUAUGAAGAUGAGUAAAGAGAACCUGGACCUUCCCCCAGGCAGCAAGGGACCACAGCACUGGUUUGGACCAUUACUUUGUGGACCAUGAAAGCGCAUGGGGCGCUAAGCUCAUCUUUCCUUGUAUCCUACAGUGACCAUUACACUGAUCUUCCAUCCCUUUGCUUACAAGAGGAGAUGGCCUAAAUAAAUAACUUAAAGUUACCUUGUUCAUGA
Microtus oregoni (creeping vole) is the source of this 744-nucleotide messenger RNA. RefSeq names its product cytochrome c oxidase subunit 6A1, mitochondrial. Bases 25 to 546 code for a protein of 173 amino acids. Lineage: Eukaryota; Metazoa; Chordata; Mammalia; Rodentia; Cricetidae. Gene Ontology annotation, cellular component: mitochondrial inner membrane. Gene Ontology annotation, molecular function: enzyme regulator activity. Gene Ontology annotation, biological process: mitochondrial electron transport, cytochrome c to oxygen. The record is from RefSeq and is a predicted model, not a curated record. The transcript is spliced from 3 exons.